Messenger RNA from Letharia columbiana, 477 nucleotides. RefSeq lists its product as uncharacterized. Gene Ontology annotation, cellular component: cytoplasm; nucleus. The transcript has 2 exons. Gene Ontology annotation, molecular function: endopolyphosphatase activity; bis(5'-adenosyl)-hexaphosphatase activity; bis(5'-adenosyl)-pentaphosphatase activity. The record is from RefSeq and is a predicted model, not a curated record. Lineage: Eukaryota; Fungi; Ascomycota; Lecanoromycetes; Lecanorales; Parmeliaceae. Bases 1 to 477 code for a protein of 158 amino acids. Gene Ontology annotation, biological process: adenosine 5'-(hexahydrogen pentaphosphate) catabolic process; diadenosine pentaphosphate catabolic process; diphosphoinositol polyphosphate metabolic process.
AUGGCUCAGAAGCUUGCUUCUACUGCUCGCACUGGACGGGACAAUCAAAGGUAUGGCGCUCAUGGCGAGCGACUCGUUGCUGGUGUAGUCCCUCUCUCUAGCGACAAGAAAAAGGUUCUGCUCAUUCAGUCUGCACGUCGAGGUGGCUGGGUACUCCCCAAGGGUGGUUGGGAGACCGAUGAAGGGACCGCGGAAGAAGCAGCUUGUCGCGAGGCUUGGGAAGAAGCUGGGAUUGAGUGUAAGAUACAGCGCGACCUCGGCAAAAUUCCCGACAAACGUUCGCCAGAACAGCUUACGGCCCAUGCACCAAAGGCGAUCUUCCAGUUUUACGAGGUCAGCGUUGAGAAAGAGGCAACGCAAUGGCCGGAGAAGCACAAGAGAGGAAGGCAGUGGAUGUCGUAUCAAGAGGCCAAGGAUGCAUUGGCUCCAAGGCCUGAGCUGCUGGAUGCCUUGAACAAGAGCUCGAUCGUGCGGUAG